UUUAAGCUUAGUAACUGGACAAUACAAAAAAUGGCCCGCACAAAGCAGACAGCCCGUAAAUCUACGGGAGGAAAGGCCCCUCGCAAGCAGCUUGCCUCGAAGGCUGCGCGCAAGUCUGCCCCUGUUGCUGGUGGUAUUAAGAAGCCCCACCGUUACAGGCCUGGUACAGUGGCUCUGCGUGAGAUCAGGAGGUACCAGAAGAGCACUGACCUCCUUAUCCGCAAGCUGCCCUUCCAGCGUCUGGUGAGGGAAAUCGCUCAGGACUUCAAGACUGACUUGCGUUUCCAGUCGUCCGCUGUUCUUGCUCUGCAAGAAGCUGCCGAGGCUUACCUUGUGGGCCUUUUCGAAGACACCAACCUGUGUGCCAUUCACGCCAAGCGUGUUACCAUCAUGCCGAAGGAUAUCCAGCUGGCUCGCCGUAUCAGGGGAGAGCGCUCUUAA
This is a messenger RNA of Cyclospora cayetanensis, 441 nucleotides long. RefSeq names its product histone H3. The transcript is spliced from 2 exons. Gene Ontology annotation, molecular function: DNA binding; structural constituent of chromatin; protein heterodimerization activity. Gene Ontology annotation, cellular component: nucleosome. The coding region runs from base 31 to 441 and encodes 136 amino acids. The record is from RefSeq and is a predicted model, not a curated record. NCBI's taxonomy places the organism in Eukaryota, Apicomplexa, Conoidasida, Eucoccidiorida, Eimeriidae.